Molecule: messenger RNA, 633 nt
Organism: Hydractinia symbiolongicarpus
Lineage: Eukaryota; Metazoa; Cnidaria; Hydrozoa; Anthoathecata; Hydractiniidae
Product: prolyl-tRNA synthetase associated domain-containing protein 1-like
Exons: 1
Coding region: 37-546 (169 amino acids)
Molecular function (GO): aminoacyl-tRNA deacylase activity
Source: RefSeq, a predicted model, not a curated record
UUUUUACUCUUCAGUUUAAGAAAAUAACCUUAGAAAAUGAGUGCUGCAAAGGGUCGAAAAGAACUUUUUGAAUUGUUAAACAAGUUGGCAAUUGUCACAGAAACAGUAGAACAUCCUGCUGUUUUUACUGUCGAAGCGAUGAUGGAACAUUUGGGUAACAUUAACGGUUUAAUUACAAAGAAUCUGUUCAUGAAGGACAAAAAGAAACGACUGUGGUUACUGACUGCAGUUCAUUCUCAAGAGGUCAAGUUGAAUGACGUAGCUAAAAAGCUCGGGGCGUCUGGUGGCUUACGACUUGCUGACGAGGCGAUUAUGAUUGAAAAAUUAGGCGUGGCCCAAGGUUGUUGUACACCACUAUCAAUUUUUAACGAUGUCGGCAAUGACGUUAGGCUAGUUGUCGAUUCGAAGCUGUUAGAAGAUGGUAUCAAAGUUUUUUCGCAUCCACUAGAAAACACAGCCACUACGGGUAUGUCAUCGGAAGAUCUUAAAAAAUUUAUUGCAGCCACUGGACACGAAGCUAUUUCAUUGAACUUUGAUGAACUAUGAAUGAAUUUUUAACACAGCGUCCUGCUUUAUUUAUAUUAGAUAUUUAUAAAAAUAAUUAAAAUAAUAAAAAAAAUAUCCCUUCGCUUA